GUUCUUAGGAUAAUCCUAAUAACACAAUAGAACAAUUUUAAUAUAUGUUCACCAGAUUUCACUCAGAAAAUUUGAAGAUGAUCUUCUGGAUCGAUUUGGUUUUGCUCAGUGGCUUCUGGGUGUUUGGUUUCUCCAAUCCAAAUGGUUUCUUGAGUUUGUCUUGUGGCGGCUCAAGUUACACCGCUGCUUAUAACAUCUCCUGGGUCUCAGACAACGAUUAUAUCGAAACAGGUAACACUACUGCCGUUACUUACAUCGAGGGAACUUCAACUUCUACUGUUCCCAUCAGAUUCUUCCCAGACUCUCAAAGUCGCCAGUGUUAUAAGCUACCUGUGAGGAAGGACCUGUCCUCGGUUCUGAUUCGAGCCACAUUCGUUUAUAGAAACUAUGAUAGCCAGAAUCAGCCUCCAGCAUUUCGUGUCUCUUUGGGGAGGAGUGUCACUAGUACUGUUGAUCUCAGAACCAAAGAUCCUUGGAUUGAAGAGUUGGUUUGGCCGGUCAACAAGGAUUCUCUUUCGCUUUGCUUGCUUGCGGUUAAAGGAAGAGGCAUUCCGGUUAUCUCCUCUCUAGAAGUACGGCCACUUCCUUUAGGUGCUUACAGAAACAGCUUAGAGGAUUCGCCAAAUGCUAUCCUCAGGAGAAGUUACCGGAUCAAUAGCGGCUACACAAAUGGGACUAUCAGGUACCCUUCAGAUCCGUUUGAUCGAAUAUGGGAUCCAGACCAAAGUUUUGCACCUUUCCACACCUCUUGGAACUUCAAUAGACUCGCAAGAUUGUCUUCCUUCAACAUCACUGAGACUCCGCCAGAUACCGUUCUACAGACUGCACGGAUUCUUGCUCGCAAAGAGAUACUUUCGUAUACACUUUCUCUAGAUACACUAGGGGGCUACUACAUUAUCCUCUACUUCGCUGGGAUACUCUCACUCUCUCCUUCUUUUAGUGUGACGAUCAAUAACGAAGUCAAACAGUCUGAGUAUACCGUGACCAGCUCAGAAGCCAGUGCUUUGUACUUUACGCAAAAGAGAAUCAGUGAGUUAAACAUCACCUUCGAAAAAUUCAAGUUUAAUCCUCAGGUGAACGCUCUUGAGGUGUUUCAAAUCCUCCAAAUCCCUCCAGAAGCUUCUUCUACCACAGUUUCGGCGCUUAAAGUCAUAGAACAAUUUACCGGGCAAGACCUUGGAUGGCAAGACGACCCAUGCACUCCUCUUCCUUGGAACCACAUUGAGUGUGAAGGAAGCCGUGUUACAUCAUUGUUUCUUUCACAAAUCAACCUGAGAUCCAUUAGUCCAACUUUUGGAGACUUGCUUGACCUCAAGACACUGGAUUUGCAUAAUACAUCACUUACUGGAGCGAUACAGAAUGUAGGAAGCCUUCAGCAUCUCCAGCAGCUGAACUUGAGCUUCAAUAAGAUAAAAUCUUUCGGAUCCGAGCUGGAAAAUCUGAUUAACCUUGAAGUUCUGGACCUGCAAAACAACAGCUUACAAGGAUCAGUUCCUGAAACUUUCGGAAAGCUGAAGAAACUUCGUCUCCUGAAUCUGGAAAACAAUAACUUAGUAGGCCCCUUGCCACAGUCACUUAACAGAACGGGUCUGGAAGUAAGGACAACGGGGAACCCAUGCCUUUCGUUCACUUCGUCAUCGUGCAACAAUGUGUCUUCAACAAUCGACAUACCACAAGUCACUAUCCCUACCAAUAAGAAACACAAGAAGCAAAACCGUAUAGCGAUCUUGCUAGGAGUUUCUGGUGGCGCCUUGUUUGCCACUCUCCUCAUCUUUGUUUUCAUGUCGAUCUUCACGAGGAGACAGAGAAACAAAGAGAGAGAUAUAACCAGAACAGGAGAACAACUGAAGAUGCAGAACUGGAACACUUCAAGAAUCUUUUCUCAUAAAGAGAUCAAGACAGCUACAAGGAACUUCAAGGAAGUGAUUGGCCGUGGAAGUUUUGGAUCUGUAUACCAUGGGAAACUACCUGAUGGAAAACAAGUUGCGGUCAAAGUGCGGUUUGAUAAAACUCAACUUGGAGCUGAUUCUUUCAUCAACGAGGUGCAUCUUUUGUCACAGAUACGCCACCAAAAUCUAGUUUCCUUCGAGGGCUUCUGCUACGAACCAAAACGGCAAAUACUAGUUUAUGAGUAUCUGCCUGGUGGAUCAUUAGCUGAUCACCUUUACGGUCCAAGUCGUAAAAGACUUUCAUUGAACUGGGUUUCAAGACUAAAGGUUGCAGUUGAUGCUGCAAAAGGGCUGGACUACCUGCACAAUGGAAGUGAGCCAAGGAUUAUACAUCGGGAUGUAAAGUGCAGUAACAUACUUCUGGACAAGGAUAUGAACGCAAAAGUUUCUGACUUCGGCCUAUCAAAACAGUUUACAAAAGCAGAUGCUUCUCAUAUUACUACUGUUGUUAAAGGCACUGCAGGCUACCUUGACCCUGAAUAUUACUCUACCCUGCAGCUGACAGAGAAAAGUGAUGUCUAUAGCUUUGGUGUGGUUCUGUUGGAGCUCAUCUGUGGAAGAGAACCCUUAAGUCACUCAGGAUCACCAGAUUCUUUUAACUUAGUACUAUGGGCUAGGCCAAACUUACAAGCAGGAGCAUUUGAGAUUGUGGAUGAUGUCUUGAAGGGAACAUUUGAUCCAGAGAGCAUGAAAAAAGCUGCUUCUGUUGCUAUAAGAUGUGUGGGGAGAGAUGCAUCAAGCAGACCAUCUAUUGCAGAGGUUUUGACUCAGCUGAAAGAAGCGUACAGCCUUCAACUCUCAUAUCUAGCUGCUUCAGGACAUACAGACAUAUAAACAUAUAUCACAAACAAGAGUAAAGAACUAUACUUGUAUCACUUUUUUUUUGCUUUCUGUUUUUGUGUUACAAAGUUUUGUAAGCGAAAUGAAAUGUAAUACUAACUACAUUCCUUGGCUAGUAGAUAUAUAAAUAUACCAGAAAAUUAAGCUCUAUUCCUCGGC
Messenger RNA from Brassica napus (rape), 2948 nucleotides. Its product is annotated as probable LRR receptor-like serine/threonine-protein kinase At5g48740. The coding region runs from base 45 to 2783 and encodes 912 amino acids. Gene Ontology annotation, molecular function: protein binding; protein kinase activity; ATP binding. The transcript is spliced from 16 exons. Gene Ontology annotation, biological process: protein phosphorylation. The record is from RefSeq and is a predicted model, not a curated record. NCBI's taxonomy places the organism in Eukaryota, Viridiplantae, Streptophyta, Magnoliopsida, Brassicales, Brassicaceae.